AAAUUAAAAUAAUGAGGGUGACAUUAAGCUUUGGAGUCAUUUGAAAAUGAUUUCUCAUAUUGUCAACAAAAUGAAUUAUGAUACAAAAUCGUUGAGUUGACCAUAUAAAAGUCCAAAAAUAAGAGAUCUAAAUACGUUUAAAAAUAAAAUUAACUAUUUAGAUGAAAGUACAAUAUAGAUUUAUUUUUAGAAAUGGACUGAAUCCGAAGAUAUAUAUAUUAGGUUUAUGUUUCUUCUUUUUGAUUCCAUUUAUUAAAAUCAGAAACUGCCUUGUUUUUCAACUCUUGGCCGAUCUGGAUAUACUGAAUCUCAAUCAGCUAGUGUCAAAUAUUUCAAUGCAUGUUAUGCCACACUUAAUUUCCGAGAAAAAGGAAGGAAAAUAAAGAAUCUAACUUGAUUUAUAACUCUUUCUAUUUUUAUUUUUUUAAUACAAAAAGAGUGUGUUUUAGGUUGAGCUUCUUCCACCUCUGAUCUCUUCUCUCCCUAGUCUAUAUACCUCGAUGAAACAAGAAUGAGUAGCUUUAAUGGAGGACGCCUUAGCUAACAUAAUAGCUGUUUCAACAGUACUCUCUUUACUCCUCUUGAUCAUCGUAACUCGAAUCACUCUCCAUUUAUCCAAGGCCUUCUUUCUCAUCUGCGGCUCUGCUAUUUCCGUAAUUAUCGCUGUCUUUAUAUGGCUCAUAAUCAGACGCCAUUACAACCGAUCUCGAAAGCAGCUAGAAUCGAAACACGUCUCCGAAGGUCGAGAGCUCCGGAUCGAGUACAGUUUCCUUCGUAAAGUCGCCGGUGUCCCAACCAAAUUCCGGUACAAUGAGAUCGAAGAAGCCACUGACAAUUUUCAAGCAUUGAUAGGCAGAGGGGGCUCCGCGACAGUCUUCAAGGGCAUCCUCACAGACGGUACUUCCGUCGCCGUUAAAUGUAUCGGUACCAACGGAACCGAUAAGGUCGAUCGCGGCGACAAGGAGUUCCGGUCCGAAGUCGCCGCCAUCGCUAGUGUUCAACACGUUAAUUUAGUCCGUCUCCUCGGCUACUGCAUAGUCCCCGGUCGUCCCCGGUACCUAGUCUACGAUUUCCUCCCCAACGGAUCCUUGGACGCUUGGAUCUUCCCUCCCCGGGAAGAAAACAAUUUCAACCCGAAUAGAAAUAUUUCCCGUCGCACCAAUCGCCGAGAAGGUUGCCUGUGUUGGGACUUAAGGUACAGAGUUGCCCAAGAUGUGGCCAAAGCGCUGGCCUACCUCCACCACGACUGCCGAUCUAGGGUUUUGCAUCUCGACGUAAAGCCGGAGAAUAUUCUCCUAGACGAAAGCUUUCACGCAAUCGUCGCUGAUUUCGGGCUCUCUAGGCUAAUGGGUAAGGACGAGAGUCAAAUCUUAACCACAAUUCGAGGAACAAGAGGUUAUUUGGCUCCAGAAUGGCUCCUCGAACGUGGAAUAUCGGAAAAAUCGGAUGUUUACAGCUACGGAAUGGUUUUGUUAGAGAUGAUCGGCGGUCGCAGGAACACCGUGAGCCGUACCGUAGCUGAUAGGAGAAACAACAAGGCAGCUGGCAUUAAAAAAUGGGAGUAUUUUCCUAAGAUUUUGAGCGAGAAAAUGAGGGAAGGGAAGAUUAUGGAAGUAGUUGACCGGAGACUUAUGGCGGAGAAUGGUGGGCGAGGGGCGGAUGAGAGGGAGGUGAUGAGAUUGGCUUAUGUGGGCUUGUGGUGCAUACAAGAACGGGCCAGGAUGAGGCCCAGUAUGGCCCAAGUGUUGGAGAUGUUAGAGGGCCGAGUGGUGGUUGAAGAACCGCCAGAUACGAAAAUGGUCGUUGUUGACUUAUUGUCCAUCGAUGAUGAUGAUCCCGCGGCACCACAGCUUGCAGCUUUUAGUGUAGGAGAUGAUAAUAGUAAUUGCAAUACGACGUCGUCAAUGUACUCGUCUGCAGUGUCGGUGCUAACUUCUGGAAGGUAGCUGCUUUGCUUUCAAGAUUUUCCAUAUAUAUAAUUUUUUUUUUUCCUGAAAAUAUAUAAAUUGUUUUUUUUUCGGGGUUCAUUGUUUUUGCCAUUACUUAAUUUCAAUUAAUUUUUUGUUCUUAAAAAACUACCCCCAUUUGAGCAAAAAAAAAAAUACAAUGACAAGUAUUGGCCGGCGUGGCAGUUGGCCUUAUAAUAUGACUUAAAUCGAGUUGACUUAA
Messenger RNA from Cannabis sativa, 2169 nucleotides. Its product is annotated as probable receptor-like protein kinase At5g20050. The record is from RefSeq and is a predicted model, not a curated record. Gene Ontology annotation, molecular function: ATP binding; protein kinase activity. The coding region runs from base 525 to 1946 and encodes 473 amino acids. Lineage: Eukaryota; Viridiplantae; Streptophyta; Magnoliopsida; Rosales; Cannabaceae. Gene Ontology annotation, biological process: protein phosphorylation. The transcript has a single exon.